GGCUAUCUCGAUCGCGUGUGUAUCGAAAAGCUAUGACGCAAUAAUUUCGAGAUCGAUUGAGGAAUGUGAGAAAUUUUUAGCUAUACGCUGAACUAAAGAAAAAGAUGGCUGUUCGUAACAUGUAUGUUAAUAUAAAUUUAAUAUCAUAUUGUUGAUGGAACACAACAGUUUGACGAGUAUUGCAUCGGCACGGCCCAUCAUAUACGCAGAAGGGUUAUUCGCAUCUUGUUAUUUGGAACAUGGCAAGUUCGUUCCAGAAGAGGGCUUAAGUCAAGCAGAUUUAUGGAGCAUAUUGAGUGGGGAGUUUUUGCAAUCGGGAUCUGAACUAAUUGAAGAUUUUGCAUUGAAAUGCAAACUGGGUAAACUGCAAAGCGAGGCGGGAAAUGCUUACGAGAUGGACCAGUUCCCUAAAGAAAUCAUACGGACUGUAUCAACAUGUGAGCGUGUUCUGCAUGAUUCUCCUAAAAGAUGUAAAACUCAAACAGACGACAUUCCUUUAGUCCGUGUGUCCACGGUAAACAAAACUGAAAAUUUUAUAGAAGAUGCUUCUGAAGAGACGAAAAUUCGAAAGUUUUUCGAAAAUCAAGUUUCGUGGAUAAUGGGCGACGACGGGGAGGAAUUUGUUAGCAUGGAGACCUUUCAAAGGUUCACAGAUGCGCUCAUUUUACUGGACGUUUUAAAACAACACAAUGUUCCAUCUGUGGUUAGCUUCUUAUCACGUCGAGACGAACCUAUAGCGAUUACGUUUAGUAAAAUACAGAUAGGACUAGACUCUCUUAUGUUUUGUCUGUUUCAGGCAUAGCAAAAAAAGGAAAAUUCCAGUUCCUAGGUUAAUUAUUAAUUUAAAACUUGAAUAUAUUAUAUAUAAUAUUAUAAUUGUAUUAACUUUAAGAAAAUUUCAUUUUGUUUGUCGCUAAAAAUGAAAUAUCAUUUAUUUUUACUUAAA
This is a messenger RNA of Hydractinia symbiolongicarpus, 946 nucleotides long. RefSeq lists its product as uncharacterized. NCBI's taxonomy places the organism in Eukaryota, Metazoa, Cnidaria, Hydrozoa, Anthoathecata, Hydractiniidae. The record is from RefSeq and is a predicted model, not a curated record. The coding region runs from base 155 to 802 and encodes 215 amino acids. The transcript is spliced from 3 exons.